GAGCGCCGCCUGACGGACACCACCAUGGGCGACGACACGACGAGCGCCGCGCCUCGCACUGGAAGCCCAGGCACCGUGCUCCUGGCGCUCCUCGCCUUCCUCUACGUGGGCAGCGCGGCGGGUGCGGCGCUGGACGAGUCCACCACCAUGGCCGACGAGCGCCGCCUGACGGACACCACCAUGGGCGACGACACGACGAGCGCCGCAGCUCGCAGUGGCGCCCUUGGCACCAUGCUCCUGGCGCUCCUCGCUUUCCUGUUCGUGGGCAACGCGGCUGGGGCGGCAGUGGACGAGUCCACCACCAUGGCCGACGAGCGUCGCCUGACGGACACCACCAUGGGCGACGACACGACGAGCCCCGCGGCCCCCCGCGCGGCGUUCCGGACGGCGCCGCUGUUCGCCCUUGCUGCGGCGCUCGGUCUUGCAGCCCAUCGCUAA
Prorocentrum cordatum is the source of this 438-nucleotide messenger RNA. Lineage: Eukaryota; Dinophyceae; Prorocentrales; Prorocentraceae. The record is from the annotation of a GenBank genome assembly.